CGGAGAAAGAGAGAGUGGGGACGAGAUGGUGAGAGCUGGGAGGGAACUGUGCGAGGCUGCAGCCACACUUGUCAGCUAGUUGAGCUAACUGUGUUUCCGAAAUCGAGUCGUCCGUCCGUCCGUUCCUAUGAAUAAUAUUUCGGUAUUUCUUCAGAUCUGAUGUUGUCUUCAUCAGCCGUGUUAGCGGUGGUGUUGAGGGCGUGUAGUCGACCAUUGGAAUAUGGGAGUACCUCUCAGCUGCCGUGGAGGUAGUGGUGGACACUUGUUGGGUGGCCCUAGUAAGGUACUUAUGGUUGGCCCGACGAAAGCUGGUAAAACACAUCUGCUGUAUUCUUGGCUCCUGGGACAACAGGCCGUUGUCAGUACACAUCCUACUUUGGAAUUUAAUGUGGAGAAAAUUAUCACGCGAGAUGGUCGUAUCUUUUUGGUAUGGGAUAUUUCUGGGUGUGAACGAUUUCGGCCCAAACGGCGUCAUUUUCUUGAAGGAACUCAAGCCAUUGUUUUUGUGAUAGACAGUGCAAAACCUUUGCAGCUAAAAUUGGCAAAACUUGAUCUCUGGGAGAUCCUGCAAGAAAAUGAACUGAAACUUUGUCCUCUCUUAGUUAUAGCUAACAAACAAGACAGCAAAGGAAAUGGUGAUGGACAAUAUAUACAGCUUCAAUUUAUUACAGGUAUUUGUUUGGCCAACUCCACAAUAAUGCAAAAUAAAUUUGUCUCUAGUAGAAUUUGAACUCUGUAGAGCAAAUAACUAAACUUUAGAUACCUGAAAACAUCUAAAGUCUGGUUCUCUAUAGUUUCAGCUCUCUUUCACUAAAACAUGACUGCAUAUAACUCUAAUAUACUCCACAUUAUCACAUGUGUUUUGUGCAUUUUCCAAACUACUAACUGUUGCAUGUAUUGUCUCACUUUCACACUCCAAAUCUUACUUGAGACAAGAGGGAGUCACUAUAUAGUUACUUGACCAACUAGAAAAAUCAACUAAAUCUCUCUCAAAUCACUCCCUAAUGUUUAAAACAAAAGGAAGGACAUACUGAAAAACGUAGAUCUAUAUAAAAUAUAUAUCUCAAAAAAAAAAGAAGGAAAAAUAAAGAAAAAUGAUGGGUCAUUGCUGAACACCUCUAAUCAAAAUUUUGCUGGAGUCUAAAUAGUAACCACAGAAACGAUUUUACUUCUCUUUCUCCCCCACCUCUUCUUUGACUUGCUGUAGGAUUGGUUUAGAAGUAUUGUACACCUCCACAUCGUUCUGAAGGUUCACUUAUUGCAGCUUCUAUCCCUGAUAGAAACGCAAUGUGUUAAACUGUCGGCAGUUAAAAGUUAUCUCCCUUACUUUUAUUUAAUUUUUUUUCCCCCGCCGUCCGACGUUUGAUAUUCUGUUUUCACACAUAAUACUUUUGUAAAACUCUCGAUAUUGCACUAAAGUCCACCUCUUUGAAUGCAGCCAAGACAUUACUUGAAACAUUUCCUGAAACAGCCUUCUAUCUAGAAUAUGCCACCAUUAAGGCAAUAACUGGUUAGUUUCGUAUCUCAUUAUUUUAAUGGGGAAAAAAUCAUGCUUCACAGUAUUUUUUUAAAUCAAUUUUUUUGUUUUUGGCUGCUGUGCAAAAAUUUGUGAAUUACAACUUAUAUAUUAUAUACCCUUUCUGCAUGUUAGGGCCUUUGAAAUUUUAUGCUCUUCCAAUAAUCAUCAAGUAUAUUCUUGAACUGGAUGGUUGUUUUUUACACAACAAUCUCCUUAUACCAUUCUUUAUCAAAUGUGUACCUUCCUCUGUCUGUGAAGUACUAAAAGGAAAACAAGCGCCUUAAGUCGAACUUCCUUUGUGAAGACCUUCAAUUUUGUAUUCAGUUUGGUGGCAUUCCUUUGCACAUAUUCUAUAUAACUUUACAUCCAUUCAGGAAAUUUGGUCUUCAAAUCAUGCUAUCAUGUUUAAAUAUCUGAGUUUUCUCUUCUAUCCAAGUCAUAAAAGCAACUUCAGAAAAACUGGGACUGUUGUAAUAUCGAAAAAGAAAAAAAAAAACAAAAAAAAAACAGACAAACCAAACAAAAAAAAGGAGGAAUCUCAGUUUUAAUAAAAAGUUGUCAAG
Messenger RNA from Octopus sinensis (East Asian common octopus), 2082 nucleotides. RefSeq names its product ADP-ribosylation factor 5. Gene Ontology annotation, molecular function: GTP binding; GTPase activity. Bases 221 to 730 code for a protein of 169 amino acids. The record is from RefSeq and is a predicted model, not a curated record. Gene Ontology annotation, cellular component: cytoplasm. NCBI's taxonomy places the organism in Eukaryota, Metazoa, Mollusca, Cephalopoda, Octopoda, Octopodidae. Gene Ontology annotation, biological process: intracellular protein transport; vesicle-mediated transport. The transcript is spliced from 4 exons.